Messenger RNA from Bradysia coprophila, 1960 nucleotides. RefSeq names its product E3 ubiquitin-protein ligase ari-2 (gene ari-2). Gene Ontology annotation, biological process: protein ubiquitination. Lineage: Eukaryota; Metazoa; Arthropoda; Insecta; Diptera; Sciaridae. Gene Ontology annotation, molecular function: zinc ion binding; ubiquitin-protein transferase activity. The record is from RefSeq and is a predicted model, not a curated record.
UGAAUGAAAUGUCAAAGCAAGUAAAUAUGUAAAAUUUUCUCUGUGUGAAAUUUCUUUCCAAAAUAUUCUAAAUAAUGUCCGUGAUCCAAUUAAGCUUAAAAUUAAACGAAUAAUUUCGUUGCAACAUAACCGAAUGUGUUAACAAAUUAAAUUACCGUGAAAUUAGUGUGAUCUCAUUGGAAAAGCAGCUAGACACACGGAUUUUGUUAAAUCAUCCCAUCAUCAUGUCGAAUGACUCUGAUAUGGAUUAUUCUUCCGAGGACAAUGAAUGCGAAUACGAUUAUUACAAUACAGGCGUUGCAGAUGUUGAUAUCGAACAAAUCGAUCCGAAAAAGACAGACCCCGAGUAUUUAGAGUUUCAAUGCUUGACCGUCGAAGAAGUGGAGAAAUUACUCAAUGAAACUGUGGAACAUUUAAGCAAUACGAUCCAUUUGACUCCAUCACUGGCGAAAGUGCUACUACUGGAACAUGAAUGGCAAGCCAAUGAAAUCGUCGAAAAAUAUAAUCGUAAUCCUAAUGGUUUGUUGAUACGUUCGAGAAUUAAACCACAGAACGUUCCUGCUAAAAAGCCAGUUCCAAAUGAGUGUUCAUCGUCCACCAGCCAACAGUCUUCUUCUCAACAAACCUGCACAGUGUGCGCAUCAAAUCAUUCGACUCAAAACUACUUCAAUCUAUCGUGCGGUCACUCGUUUUGCAAGGAUUGUUGGGCAACGUUCUUCGAAACUCAGAUAAAUCAGGGAAUCUCAACUGCAAUCGGGUGCAUGGCAUCAAAAUGUAAUGUGCGGGUUCCAGAAGAGUUGGUGCUGAGUUUGUUGACAAAACCAACUAUUCGCGACAAGUACCAACAAUUUACGUUUUUGGACUAUGUGAAGUCACACCCGGAGCUGAGAUUUUGUCCAGGCCCAAACUGUCAAAUCAUCAUUCGAAGUUCAUCCAUAACACCCAAGAAGGCAAUUUGCAAUUUCUGUGGUUCCUCAUUUUGCUUCAAAUGCGGUACCGACUAUCACGCACCCACCGAUUGUCAGGUUAUCAAAAAAUGGUUAACAAAAUGCGCCGACGACAGUGAAACUGCCAACUAUAUUAGUGCACACACAAAAGACUGUCCCAAAUGUAACAUAUGCAUCGAAAAGAAUGGCGGCUGCAAUCACAUGCAAUGUUUCAGCUGUCGCCAUGACUUUUGUUGGAUGUGUUUGGGCGAUUGGAAAACGCACGGUUCCGAAUACUAUGAAUGCUCGCGCUACAAAGAAUAUCCGAAUAUUGCUCAUGAAUCGGCGCAUGCACAGGCUAGAGAAGCGUUGAAAAAGUAUUUGCAUUAUUAUGAGCGCUGGGAGAACCAUUCCAAAUCGCUGCAAUUGGAACAGGAAACAUUAGACACGCUUAAAUCGCGCAUCAAUACAAAAGUGAUGAAAGGGCUGGGAACGUGGAUCGACUGGCAGCAUUUGUUUAACGCGGCAACGUUACUGGCACGAUGUCGAUACACAUUGCAAUACACCUAUCCGUAUGCGUAUUUUAUGGAGGCUGGAUCACGGAAGGAUUUAUUUGAAUACCAACAGGCUCAAUUGGAAGCGGAAAUAGAAAAUCUUUCAUGGAAAAUCGAAAGGGCUGAGACCACCGACCGAGGCGAUCUAGAGAAUCAAAUGGACGUGGCCGAGAAACGUCGAAUUACCUUGUUGAGAGACUUUUUUCCGCGUAGUGCAUAAUGAAUGUUUAAUUUGUAUCACAAAUUUAUUCGUUUUAGUUGCCGUAUUUUCUUUGGUCUUUUCUUUUUGCUUUAUUGCGCUGCCGUUUUUUUAUAGUUGUAGUUAUUCUCCGUGUAGAUUAAAAAAAAAUAUUUUUCCAGCGCGCAAUAUUCAGCCAGCAUUCUAACCGAUGAAUCAGUAUCACAACGAUUGUGCUGAAUUGUUUGCUGACGAGGCAAUUUGAAGAGAAAAAUAAAUGAAUUCCAUUCUUAAAAUACCAA